GCGCCUCCCUGUCCUUCACAGCGGCCAAGAUGGCGACGGCCACUCGCCUCAUCCAGCGCGUCCGUAAUUUCUUAGCGGGGCGGGACCUCCAGGCCAAGCUGUCGCUGCGCUACACGGAGAUCUCCAAGAGAAGCCAGCCGCCGCCUCGGCUCCCGGUGGGUCCCAGUCACAGGUUCGCCAAUAACUAUUACUGCAGCCGGGACGGGCGCCGAGAGUCUUUCCCGCCUAUCGUGGUCGUGGCAGCGCAGAAAACCCUCGCUGCGGGGGCUCAAGCUGGCAGUUCAGGCUCUGCAGUGACAACAGCUGAGAAAAAGCCAGUGACACCAGGACCAGCGCUUAAGAAGUGGGAAAUUUCAAAAGACCAGCCCUAUUUGUGAGAAAUAAGUAUGACAAGGCUGGAUGUGCAGGUCACAGUGCGUUACAAAGCAGCACUCUAGUGUCUGUGGUGGAUUUUGCUACAGUGAUGCUGUGGGGAACUUGUCCUAGUGCUGCUGAUGCAUGACUAAUAAACGUAUUUAAAGCUCUGA
This is a messenger RNA of Harpia harpyja (harpy eagle), 527 nucleotides long. RefSeq names its product NADH:ubiquinone oxidoreductase subunit A7 (gene NDUFA7). The record is from RefSeq and is a predicted model, not a curated record. Gene Ontology annotation, biological process: ATP synthesis coupled electron transport; mitochondrial electron transport, NADH to ubiquinone. NCBI's taxonomy places the organism in Eukaryota, Metazoa, Chordata, Aves, Accipitriformes, Accipitridae. Gene Ontology annotation, cellular component: mitochondrial inner membrane. Bases 30 to 377 code for a protein of 115 amino acids. The transcript is spliced from 4 exons.